Molecule: messenger RNA, 4964 nt
Organism: Onychostoma macrolepis
Lineage: Eukaryota; Metazoa; Chordata; Actinopteri; Cypriniformes; Cyprinidae
Product: un-named sa1614
Exons: 29
Coding region: 222-3293 (1023 amino acids)
Biological process (GO): positive regulation of GTPase activity
Cellular component (GO): cytoplasm
Molecular function (GO): protein binding; GTPase activator activity
Source: RefSeq, a predicted model, not a curated record
CAAACAGUCAGCGCUAGACUGACACUAAAGCCGUCCUGUUUCCUCUUUAUGCGCUUUCGCCACUAUAGCCAAACAUAACACUGCUGCACUUUACUUUGCUGCUGUGGUGACUUUUCAAACAGCUUGACACCAACUUCCUCACCGACAAUAUUAUCAUUUUUAAUGGGCUUGCUGUGAAACAUUUUUUUUUAUAAUUUGCAUGUUCUUAAUUUUCCUCCAAAAUGCCUGAGUUCAUAUCAGUGGAGGAGUUUAUCGCGGAGACUUUGGAGGACUACAGCUCUCCCACCACAUCUUCCUUCUACACCAAAAUGACAAGUUGCCGAAAUUCCGCCAACAAUAUCGAGGAGGCCUUGGACUCUGACCGCACAAUCUUGCAGAAAAUGAAGAAAGCAGCCAAAGCAAAGCACAUCUCUGGCCAAGACCACGUAUCACAUUUGGAGUCAUACAUCAAUUCCAUGGAGAAGUUGGCUGUGAAUUUCCGCAACAAUGGCGAACAGGAAGUGGCCUCUGCGUUUAAUAAGUUUGCAGAAUUCUCCAAAGAACUGCUGACGCCAAUGAAGAACUUGUUGAAGAGCGUGUUGCACAACAUCAACUUCUUCCUGGACUCGCUGGUAAAAGGGGAUCUGAAAGAGGUCAAAGGUGACCUGAAAAAGCCUUUUGACAAGGCGUGGAGAGAUUAUGAGAAUAAAUUCACUAAAAUCGAGAAAGAGAAGAGGGAACUGGCAAAGCAGUAUGGUAUGGUGCGUACAGAGGUGAGCGGAGGAGAGAUUGCAGAAGAGAUGGAGAAAGAGCGCAGGAUGUUCCAGCUACAGAUGUGUGAAUACCUCAUCAAAGUAAAUGAAAUUAAAACCAAGAAAGGAGUAGACCUGCUACAGAACCUCAUCAAACACUACCACUCUCAAUGCAAUUUCUUUCAGGAGUGUCUGGCUGCAACGGAAAAACUCAAGCAGUACAUUGAUUCCCUUACGGGACAUCUGAGUGCUAUCAAACAUAAGCAGGAUGAUGAGAAGAGACAGCUCUGUUCUCUCAGAGAUCAGCUCAGACCGGCUCUGCAGCCCGAAUUCAAAGAGCAGUCCAGGAGAGAUUCCCUAAGCAGACAGACUGUGUACAGCAUGCAUCAGCUUCAAGGCAACAAGCAAUAUGGCACAGAGAAAGCAGGCUACCUCUACAAGAGGAGUGAUGGGUUGAGGAAGAUGUGGCAGAAGAGGAAAUGUUCCGUGCAGAACUGCUAUCUUACCAUCGCUCAUGGAACUCCUAAUAAAUCACCAGCUAAACUGAAUCUCCUCACCUGCCAAGUCAAACCAAGUCUGGAAGACAAGAAAUGCUUUGACCUCAUCUCACAUAAUCGCACUUACCAUUUUCUGGCUGAUGAUGAAUCUGAUUGUGUGGCGUGGAUAUCAGUGCUUACAAACAGUAAGCAGGAAGCUCUAAAUGUGGCUCUGGAUGAGAGGAAGCCAAGUGGGGAAAACAGCGUUGAGGAUCUGACACGAGCCAUCACUGAGGAUAUUCGCCGCAUGCCUGGAAACAACGUUUGCUGCGACUGUGGGGCCCCAGAUCCGACUUGGAUCUCUAUAAACCUGGGGAUCCUGACGUGUAUUGAGUGCUCAGGGAUCCAUCGGGAAAUGGGUGUACACUAUUCACGUAUUCAGUCGCUUUCUCUAGACAAACUAGGCACUUCAGAAUUGCUGUUGGCAAGAAACGUGGGGAAUUCAGGUUUUAAUGAAAUUGUGGAGGCCAGCCUUCCCGGUCCCUCUGUGAAGCCAUCAGCAGAGAGUGACAUGGCCAUACGUAAGGACUUCAUACUCUCAAAGUAUAUAGAGUGGCAGUUUGCACAGCGUAGCUGCGGCUCGCCGGAAACAAAACGCAAAUAUCUGCAGGACGCUGUGCACAAUCGGGAUGUCUUCAGCCUCUUACAGCUUUACGCUGAGAGAAUGGACUUCAGCCUGCCACUGCCAUGUCCCCUACAGGAAAAGGGGGAAACUGCAUUGCACCUGGCCGUCCUAUUGUCUGACAGGACUUCACUUCAUGUGGCUGACUUCUUGUUCCACAACUGUAAUAAUCUGGAUGCUCAGACUGUGAAGGGGAACACUGCUUUGCAUUACUGCUGUCAGCACAAUAAAACCGAGUGCCUUAAACUUCUGCUCAGAGCCAAGGCCAACUCUCAUUUCAAGAAUGAUAACGGAGAGACGGGGCUGGACAUGGCUCGCAGACUGAAGCACACGCUGUGUGAGGAGCUGAUCCACCAAUCACAGAACAACCAGUUCAACAUGCACGUGCACGUGGAGUAUGAGUGGAGACUCCGGCAAGAUGACCUUUAUGAGAGUGACGAUGACCUAGAUGACAAGAUGGGCCCAGUGAAGAAGGAGCGCUUAGGACGGCCGUUCAGCUUGUAUCACAGUAGCUCUGCCUCUCACGGUGGAGGGGGGUUGUUCAACGUGGGUCGGAGGCUGGCAAUGGCCCGGGGAGAAAACCGUAGGGAGGUGUACGCCAGUCCCAACUCUCAGACACGCAGCCUCGACAGUCCCCCUCCUCCACCCCCUUCAUCGCCCGCACCGCCACUGCCACCUCGAGUCAGAGCUCCAAACAUUCCCCCUCCUCCCCCUCCUAUGAGCUCACCUGAUGGCUGGACAUCCCAUGAUGUGAGCAGCAGUAAGAAACGAACCCCUCCUCCCCCUCUUAUCAUCCGACACAAGCGCACCUAUUCUGAGCCCGCCCCUCAGAUGCCCCCCAGCCCCCACUCUACACGGCAGGGACCAACAGAUUAUGGAGUACCUGCAGGUCCGAGAAGCUUCGGUGGUCCAGACUCACCUUUCCAGAAGUGUGUCUCAGGUUCUCCCAAAUACACCACGUCCACUCUCAACUCCCUAUCUGAGCUACCAGAACGAGCAGGCUUUCGAGCAGAUGGGGAGAGCAGCUCGUCUCACUUUCUGUACCAAACCCCACAAUCCAUCAGCAGCGGCGGACGGCAUGCCCCGGCCCUGUCCCUGUCCCUGUCCCUGUCCCCCACCUCCCCACGCUCCUUCAGCCUGGAGACUAACGGCAGCUCCUCUUCCUCCUGCCACACUGCUCCUCACCCACUGCCCAGAAAAACUCUGAUGAAGUCGAAGCUGAAGCGUGUUAAAGCCAUGUAUGACUGUGUGGCGGAUCAUCACGAUGAGCUCACCUUCAAUGAGGGUGAGGUUCUGGUGGUGCUCGGAGAGGAGGAUGCUGAUUGGUGGCACGGCUACAUCGAGGGACAGCCAGACAGAACGGGCUUAUUUCCAGCAUCGUUUGUCUCUAUGCUCGCUGAAUGAAGCCGGCCAACGGAGCUGAAAUCAUAGCACGUUCGACUCUACUGCCAAAGCACCCUGGGAAAUGAGGGGCUUGAAGUCUACCCACAGAACCAUCGGUAAUGAAGAAUCAGCAUAACAAAGCAGCACUCACAGGCCCGUCUGCAGCGCCAAGAGAGAUGGGAUAUGUGGAACAUGUUGUGCUGUGAGCAGAACUUCUCAUAGUUUGCAGUUGUUCAGGCCCCUCACAUAUGAGAAGCAUGCCCUCUGAUCCAUCCACAGACCAGCCUCUACCAAAAUCUACCAUCAUGUACUCUCCUAAAAAUGCUUCAAAAGAACGCACAGCAUGAAAUGCAUGUUACAUUGAACUGUACUCAAAUGUGAGGAAUCAUAAAUGUCAGAUCAUAGGUUUGUAUUACGAAAAUGUAAUGCAGAGAUUGUGUUAACAGCUUUAAAGCACAAUCUUCUGCGACAGGGAUUGAAAACACAUCCAGGUCAUAUUUCGCCUACAUUGUAAAGAAAAAAAAAAGUAUUUUUUUUAAUAUACCAAGAAUGUUUGCUUUGUGACUUUUUUAAGCACCCCCAAAUUCUUAGUUUUUUCAAAAAUUCUAUUCUAAUUUUGAAUUCUUAUUUCCAUUACUGUAUUAAAUACUGUAAACAGUAUUUUUUUAAUGUAAAAGCAGGGAAAAUACCAUAACACUGCUAUACAAGUAUAAAUACUAUAAAACUUCAUAUUUUUUGCAUUAAAGUAAUCAGAAUAAGAUUUUUUCACAUUAUAGCAAUAAUUUGGGAAGAAAAGUGCUUUAAAAAUAAACACAAAAUUAAAUUUAUAUAAGUUGUAAUAAAACUUUAACGGUCCUAAAACAAUUCUUUGAUAAACUUUUUUGUUUUGGAAUUUAUUGUUCAAUUAUUUCCGUAAUUUCAGACGAAAAAUCACUGAAGAAAUGGUUAAGUGGUUUAUUGAAAACAGACCACAGAUUAAUCACAGGUUCACACACAACAUCAUGAACAUAGAAGCUUACAAAGAUGUGCACACACCACGCAAUUUGGCCACUACAUCCAUGCGAUCAAACCAUCACAAUCAGCUGGACAGUCUUUGAACAUAGACUAACUCCUUAAAGUGCUUCGAGAGUAGAGAACUACUUGUGGCAGAAGACAUUUUUGCUAACCAUGUCACACCCAGGGAAUACUAAAUCUGCGGUUUGAGAAUAUGACAAGUAAACAAAACCAUAAAAACUAAUUUGGCCACAGUUUUUUUGACGUUACUGCUCAAUAUCUUGGACUCCUCCUAAAUAAUUCCACCAGUAGGGAGGUGGAAAAAAUAUUCAAUUAUAAUUGGUUAGCGGUUUCUCUACUUGCAUUAGAGGAACUUAUAUAUAUAUACAUAUAUAUAUAUAUAUAUAUAUAUAUAUACACCGUCAUGUAUUAAAAGUUGAACUUGUGGUUUUAGCUCUGCUUUUUAUUUGUUGAAGAACCUGAAUGGAAAACUAGGGUAUUGUGAGAUAUUUAUGUAUUGUGUAUCUCAUUAAAAAAUAGGCUUGUAUGUUUUUCUGUAUCUUUUUAUUUAUGCAACAAUAUCAAAUAUUUUUUAUUUUUAGUACUGUCCUGGAUGCCCUUAAACUGUGACUUUUGAAUUCAAUUCAUUUUUUAAUGUUUAUGCUUUGGUUCUGUUUCUAAAUAGAUUGUUAAAACACA